This is a messenger RNA of Amphibalanus amphitrite, 2013 nucleotides long. Its product is annotated as protein bric-a-brac 1-like. NCBI's taxonomy places the organism in Eukaryota, Metazoa, Arthropoda, Thecostraca, Balanomorpha, Balanidae. The transcript is spliced from 7 exons. The record is from RefSeq and is a predicted model, not a curated record. Gene Ontology annotation, biological process: regulation of transcription by RNA polymerase II. Gene Ontology annotation, molecular function: protein binding. The coding region runs from base 178 to 1227 and encodes 349 amino acids. Gene Ontology annotation, cellular component: nucleus.
CCACGUUUGUAUAACUUGAAUUCAAACAGUGGUCAUUAUUAAAAAGGUAUUAUUGUUAUUUAUUGAUUUCUUUUUAAAGAUAGGAAACAUUUGAUGGAGUUUUCCCCUAAGCGUUUUGUAGUAUCUUAGCUGAAGCAAUAACACAAGAAAACUAAGACAAACGCAAUUCGAAAGACAAUGAACAGCCAGAAGUUUUGUCUGAAGUGGGACCAUUUCCGGACGAGUGUGACGUCCGUGUUCAACCACCUGCGGCGGGACGGUGAGCUGGUGGACAUCACUCUCUGCUGCGAGGGACAGCGCGUCAAGGCACACAGGAUGAUGCUGUCGGCCUGCAGCCCCUACUUCAGGGAGCUGCUCAAGGAGAACCCGUGCCAGCACCCGGUGUUUUUCCUGAAGGACACCUCGGCCGAGGACCUGCGCGCCGUGAUCGAGUUCGUCUACAACGGCGAGGUGAACGUGGCACAGGGUCAGCUGGCCAGCUUCAUCAAGACGGCCGAGAUGCUGCAGAUCAGGGGGCUCAGCGGCGAGGACGAGGACGGCGCCGCGGGCCCAGUGUCAGGCGGGACGCCCGCAGCGGACCGGCGGCCGCCGCCGGCCGCGCCGCCCGAGCGGCCGCGCUCGCCGCCGUCCAAACGCCGCCGCCGCUCGGGCUCGCCGCCCGAGUCUGCCGCCCCCGCCCCCGCCCCGGCCGGGCCGCCGCCGGUGCCACGGUCCCAGCCGCCGCCGCCGCCGCCGCCGAGCCAGCCGGACGAGAUCACCGUGUCGGACCACUCGCCCGUCAAUGUGAAGGUGGAGGCCGACCUGGCCAAGACGGAGGAUGACCCCAGCCUGGAGGCGGCGCUGGGCCGGGUGGUGUACAACGAAUCGGACGCCGAGCUGACCUCGCUCACCGCCGACGACUCGCUCGGCGAGGCGGGUCCGUCGGGUGGACUGUCGGCCGAGCGCAGCAUGCAGGGUCACUGGCCGCCGCGGCCUCUGGGAGUGGGCGGCCUGCCGCUGCCACUGCCGCUCUGGCCGCCGCCGACCACCACCGCCAGCCUGGCCUGCGACCGGUGCGGCCGCACGUACGCCAGCCGCGACUCCCUGCGGCACCACCUGGAGACGCACGAGGGCAAGACGCUCUGCUCGUUCUGCGGCAAACGGUUCGCCACCAUCAGCAGCCGCAACCACCAUGUGCGCAGUGUGCACGCCGAGGCGCCGCCCAGCGUGCACGACGCCAGACACUGAGAGGGGCAGCACAGUGGCGCGUGGGCGCUGACGACCGACGCUGUCCGGGCGCCCUCGGAAUGAGCCACCAUCGCUGUCAUCGGUGUGUGCGCGGCGCCAGACAUCAAAGUUGGCCUCCUGGACUGGUGUACGGUGAACGGUGGUGGUGGGGGACAACAGCUUUUGGCAGCUUACUGGGCGCAGGCACAUGAGAAUGGUGAUUGGUGUUCAUAGGUAGUUGGAUACUGUUUUGUCGCGGUAAAGGCGGAUCAUUUUCUCAAAGCGUUGUGAAUGGAUUGGUGGGGAUUGCGGCGGCGCCUGAUUUGUACAAGACGCCGAGACGGUCAUGAUACGCUUCCGACUGCGUGUCAAACCCAGGAAGGCUGCUGAUCAUGCUGGAUCUUUUUAUCCAAUUCAAUUGAGACGCUAUUCUGUUAUGCCUAAAUCUCACUUUAGCUUAUAGGUAUGCGUGUUAGUGGUAUGUGACUGUCAGCAUAGUAAGCGACUAGUGUGGAAUUACCAAAGUCAAUGCCAUAUGAACUUCUUGCUUAAACGCGUGGGUCAUUUGCCAUGAUCAUUGACCGAUCAUACCAUUGAAACCUGCGGUUUUUAGACUUCUUGUACAUGUUUUGGUGUGAAGUGCCGCUAUGAUGUGACGAUGCCAUCAGUAAAACGCGUUGUUUGUCACCAUGCUGUAUGAUCGGUCGUCGCUGGUUUACCAUGCUUCUCAUAUUGUGCUAAGAUAUCGGAGAAAUUUUCACUAAGCACACAAGCUCUUUCCAUGUUCAAUACACGCUGUUUGCUAAU